Molecule: messenger RNA, 5204 nt
Organism: Octopus bimaculoides (California two-spot octopus)
Lineage: Eukaryota; Metazoa; Mollusca; Cephalopoda; Octopoda; Octopodidae
Biological process (GO): proteasome-mediated ubiquitin-dependent protein catabolic process; protein polyubiquitination
Molecular function (GO): ubiquitin protein ligase activity
Source: RefSeq, a predicted model, not a curated record
AACAAAUUAAAAACAAUUUAUUCAUUCCAGCGACCGUGAAGAAGCACAAAACCCAACGUCUCCAAAUGAAAAUGUUGAAACACAAAAUUAUUCCACUGAAAACGCCUCGAUUAAGAUUCACUAUCGAAAGCUAGACGGGAAAUACUUUAAGAACACACCCGUCAGAAAGGAGCCACUUGGGGCUGAACAAGAAAAAUGGAUGAAGAAGCAGUUGAUAAAAAAAAUUGUAGAUAUGGGAGAGAUGAUGAUUCCAGGAGAGAGAUGUCACAGAGACGAACUUCAUCUCUGUCAAAAGAGAAGAGACAUAAAGGAGAGCAUGAACAGAAGGAAAUAAAUCGAAGGCAGCAGAAGACCAUUGAGGCACAAAAAAUAAGUACAAAAUUUCGGCCUGUUUGGCCAGUUCUGACCAAAGAAGCAAAGAUCAAUGAAUCCGAUAAAGACAUUGACAACACAAUAUCCAAUAUUGUUAUCAUACAAGAAGGAUUAGUAACAUAUUCCCACAAUUGUAUGACAGUAUGUUGUAUGACAAGAGAUGGUGACAGAAAUAAUGUUCAUUGCCCAUCUUCUGUGACCGAUUUCACCAGAAUCAGUCAAGACAUGGUUCUAGCAACCAUCCCCUUCCGGAAAAUGAUUCUUUCAAUUAGCCCCACAAGUUUUAAGAUCAAAACGAUGCAACUUGGAUUAUAUUUAGUGUCUUACUUUGAACAUUCUACAAUUAUAGGUGUAGAAAUGUUUGGUAAGACCAUUUACUGCAUUGAUUGGGAAGAAAAUAGAAUAAAAUAUGAAUUCAUUACCAAAGAAUCACCUACAGAUAUUGCUGUAGGAGCUCAAAAUAAACUCUUAUUAUCCUUUUCCAGUAUAAACAGAAUAAUUUGUUAUAAUGUGGAUGGUCAACAGUUAUGGGAGGUAGGAACCUACAUGCUGGACAUCCCUAGUAAAAUCUCACUGUACCAAAGCUAUUUCUAUGUCCUCCAAGGACAUAUUAUUUAUAGAAUUUCAGCGAAAGGUGGUGUGACAAAGAGAGACAUUGGCAGGAAAUGCCGCUCUAUAUCUGUUGGUAAAGAUACCAUUUUGGUAAUAGACUGCUUUGGCAUAACUCAUGCCAUUAGAACAAAUAAAGACUUUUGGCCCAAGCUGUCAUACAACCACCAGCUACAUACCCCCAGUUUGAAACACCAUAUCUAUAUUGAAGAUUGCUAUAACAUUACAAAUAUUCUACCUAUGUCUACAUCUUCAAUAUUAAUAGUCUGUAGGAAUAAGAAAGCUAUGUUAUUUACUGAUACUGGGGAAAUAAUUAGCCAAAAUAAUUUAACUUUCCUUGAGACACCUUCUGUCUUUUGUAGAAUAAACUCAAGCAGAUUUCUGGUCCUUUAUCGUGAAAUGAAAGGACUUCAGUAUAUCACCUGUCCUGAACUAAGCAAAGGCCCUUUAAUAAAUGUCCACACUGAUUACAUUAAAAUAUGUCACAUUGUAUCAAAUAAGUGUUUAGCUCUGACCACCAGUAAAAACAAAAACGAGGUACAUAUCCUAUUGAUCAAGGAUGACAAAAUUGACAUUAUAGAAAGAAUUUCUCUGGGACAUUAUAAUGUCACCAUUGCUGCAACUCCAAUUAAUUUUGUAGUCUUAGAUGGAAGGGAAAAUAAACUGGUUUUUUAUUCAACAUUCAGUGAAGAACUUUUUGAAAAAUACCUUCCAUUCUAUGGCUACCCUCAUGACAUCUACUCUGAUAAUGUUUAUUUUUAUGUCCUAUUCAAGCGACAAUCAACUGUGAUAUGUUACGAUAUAUAUGGAGAAAUUAAAUGGCAGUGGAAAGUACCUUUCUCUGUUCACCCUCACAUUGCAAUUUUCCAAGGAACUGUUUAUGUCCCGGAUGUUGAACUCAACAAGGUUCUUUUUUACAAGUUUCAUGACUUCUCUGGCUGUUGUUUACAUAUGAAAAAUCCUUAUAUCAGAAAUCUAAAUCUACGACUCAAAGAUAAAGAGAAUGACAAAGUUGUCAUUGCUGAAAUAUGUCAUCUGACAAAUGGACAGUUGGUGGUGUCUGACAUUAACAAUGAUUGUCUAUUAUACAUUUCUAAUGGAGGAGACAUUGUGUCCAGAUUAUCUCUGCCAUCUACAGCUACAGAUAUAUGUAGAUGGGAUUCUAAUCAAAUAGGUGUCACAUUACCCCUAGAGAAACAAUUAAGGGUCAUCGGAAACCUAUCAAAGACAAUUAGAAGUAUAUCGUUUAGUCAGCCUUAUGUACGGGUGUGUAAGAUGGGUGAAGGUGAAAUUGUUUGUUAUUCUGAUAAACCAUCACAUUUAGAUAUUUUAGCCAUUAAAUAUCAUAAUCAAGUUGAAACAAUUAAGACAAUUAAUAUUCCUUUUUUUGUGAAAUCAUUAUCAAUACAAAAGGAAACACGAAAGCUAUUAAUUGUUAUUAAGGGUAAAGCUUUUCAGUUCAAAACUACAAUACGUGGUGGUGGUGGUGGUGGUCCUCGGCUUUGUAGUAUUAAGAUGGACCCUAGUGUUUUACUGUCCCAAGUGAAACGCCCCACCAAUCUCUAUGGUGGAUCUAUUGAUAAAUUAUUUGUUUAUCUGAUAGAGAACAGCUGUAUAUUUGCUAUAAAUGAUCAUAAUUUGUUGGUUAAUGAUCUCAUUACAAGUAAUCAACUAAAUACUCAUUUUGACUUAGUAGAUAUAUUUUCAAGAAAGAUUUGUGUCAGUGAAAUGUUAUCUUCUAUAUCAUAUCUACAGGAUCUGACAGUUUCUGAUAAAGCAAGACAUAUUCAUCUCCCUCAGUGUUCGGGAGACGAAGAACCGAUGGAGAUUGACUGUUUGGUUAUUACUGAAAAUAACCUGAUUGCGGGAUGCGACAAGGAUAAUACAAGCAUUAAGAUAUUCACAUUUGACGGUCAACUUUUGGAUUCUCUCAAACUGAAAGUUUAUGAAUUUAUUAAAAUGUGUCAAUGGAAGUCAAACACACUGGUUAUUACGACUGGGGAUUAUUCUGGUAAUAAAUACCAACUGUUGACAUUAAAAGUAGACUUCCCAUUGUCUGUGUUACUUUACCAGACGAGAAAUGAAUAUAAAUGUAUCGCUUCUUUAUCAAACAAUCAGAUGGUUUGUAGUAAGUUAAGAGAUGAAUGUCAUUUGUAUUUCAUUGAUAUUGAUGAAAUACAUUUCACUGUGAAUGAAAUAAAACAAAUAGACAUACCUGAAACAUUAUUAACGAGAGACAUAGAUGGAAAUUGUAUUAAUGUCAUCGACGAUAUUACAGUUAACGUUGAUGUCAUCAUUGUUCGCAACGGAAAAUCCAUCAUUUUUUUCAACAGUGAUGGUCAAUAUUUACAUACAGUUACACACUACAUGAAGUAUGAUAUUGGUGAAGACAAGAUGACAACUGAUGACAGCUAUUUGUACAUCCAUGGUGGGUGGGAUAAAGAUUUAGGUUUGUUUGGGUACAAAAAUGUUGUGCGUUUGACACAGACUGGGGAAUACAAGGGAAUAUUUUUAAAUAGAAGAAUGUAUAACGAUGAAGUAUAUUUCCUCAGUAUAAACUGUAAAGGACCAAGGUUCGUUGGAAGCCACAAGGAAUGGAAAAGAGAGAAUGAAUUGUAUGUGGAAGGAUAUUUCAUGAUCAACCGAGAAAGCUUCUCUGUUUCUCGUUUACAAACAGACAAAUACUCUGUUCAAGUAAAAGAUAUUGAUAUCUCUGAUGAAGGAAAGAUAGUGGUGUGUGAAAAAGCCAAUAAUGGAAAUGUUAAAAUGUUUAAUAGAUUUGGGAAGUUACUAUGUUACCAAAAUGUUGCAAGUUUUGUUGGUGGUGUGUGUUUUACACAUAAAAGAGACAUAAUGGCCACAGUUCCUAAAAGAAAAGAAAUAUUUCAACUGAGUCGAAAAUAUUUGCAGAAAUAUAAAGUUUGGCAAAGUCGAGUACCUUAUGGUAUAAUAUGGAGAACAAAGGAGGAUAUUUACUGGUGUGUACAUAUUGAAUUGAUUGAAUGUCAUUGCAUAAAGAUUGAUGGGGACCAACUGAACAUUCUGGAAUCUGUGUCUUUAUUAAAUCUUGAUUCUGGUCUUUGUUUCCCUUCCAUUACAUCUCAGAUGAACAAGGAACUAUUGAGUAAAUUGAAUUACAGUGGAGGAGAUAGAGAUAAAGGCAGAAGAAGAGGUAAAUCAGGUAAAAUAAUUGGUAAAGGUAGACUAAAGGUGAGAUGUGAUAAUUACAUAGCAGAGACUAUGUUAGGAUAUGAUGAAAUAUCAGUGAGAAGACUGCCACAUAGAACAGCAAUGGUCUCACUUUCCAUUCCUACAUUCAAUGAACCUGUUAAUUAUGACAUCAGGGACUUAAGGGACUGGAACAGUAAACUAAUUAUGUUAGAUGGCAAUGUCAGUGUCUUGAUGUUUAGAGAAAGUGUCACAUUAAUCAGCACAACUACAGGUGACAUACUUCAACAUAAACAACUACCACAACAACCACCUCUGGACAUAUGUCAGUGGACAGAUGAUCAUUUCAUAGUUGUGUUUGGUAAAGAAAUGAUGGUCUUCAACAGAGAUCUCCGUCGUUUAAAAACCAUCAAAACUGAGAAAUACUACAACAGGAUAUAUAAAUACAACGACAAUCAACUCGUGUGUGGUGGUCAUUAUAUUAGAGACUCCUAUUAUGUCGAUAAAGUUGAUGUCAAAGAUGGGGUAUGUAAAUAUGAAGUGUGUCAUGUGAAGAUGAGAACAUAUGAAAGGUUUGAGGGAGAAGAGGUGGUGGUUGAUGUAGGGGUUACAUCUUUUGGUGAUGUUGUUGUUGUGAAGAGGGAGUGGAAGAAGAACAAGUUUGGAGGGUUGGAUAAUUUGUCUUUUGUGGAAUGGUUCAGGGAAAAGACAUUGGUUAGGAGGAUAAAAUUAGAAGGAAUAAAUUAUCUUCAGGAAUAUGACAUUCAAGGACCUCGUCUAACCAAAAUUGGUGAAUGUGUUUAUAUAACAGAUAAAGAAAACAAUAUUUACCAAAUACCUGGACAUAUUGAACAGCAAACAUCUGAAGACAUUGAAAUUCUGACAUUGAAGGAUAUUCAAAAAUAUUUACUUCUCAGGAAAGAUGACAAUGAAGUUUUCCAGGUUCUUGGUUUUCAUAUUUCAGACGAUUCUUUCAUGGUUUUUGGAAUUAUUCCAGGACGUCAGUCUUUUGCAUUCUUUUAUUAUGACAAAUAAAUAUUUUCAUAAAUAUUAAA